AUGGCUGCUUCUGUGACCUCCGGCGCUGUUGACCAGCUCGCCUCUGACCUCGGCAACACCAACCUGAACGGUGACAACAAGGCUCCUGCCAUCAACACCAACGUCGCUGGUGAUUUCCAGGGCGAUGAUAUCGAUACUGCUGGCCCCACCCCCAGCUCUGCUGCCCCCCACCCCCAGGCUUCUGCCUCGCUCUACGUCGGCGAGCUCGAUCCCUCCGUCACCGAAGCCAUGCUCUUCGAGCUCUUCUCUCAGAUCGGCUCCGUUGCCUCGAUCCGUGUCUGCCGCGAUGCUGUCACUCGACGCUCCCUCGGCUAUGCCUACGUCAACUACAAUGCCACUGCUGAUGGCGAGAAGGCCCUCGAGGAGCUGAACUAUACUCUCAUCAAGGGUCGCCCUUGCCGCAUCAUGUGGUCUCAGCGUGAUCCCGCCCUGCGCAAGACUGGUCAGGGCAAUGUCUUCAUCAAGAACCUUGAUGUUGCCAUCGACAACAAGGCUCUGCACGACACCUUUGCCGCCUUCGGCAACAUUCUGAGCUGCAAGGUUGCUCAGGACGAGAACGGAAACUCCAAGGGCUACGGAUUCGUUCACUACGAGACUGAUGAGGCUGCCGCGCAGGCCAUCAAGCACGUGAACGGCAUGUUGCUGAACGAGAAGAAGGUCUACGUCGGUCAUCACAUCCCCAAGAAGGACCGCCAGAGCAAGUUUGAGGAGAUGAAGGCGAACUUCACCAACAUCUACGUCAAGAACAUCAGUGCAGAGGUGACCGAUGAUGAGUUCCGUGAGCUCUUCGAGAAGUUCGGUGAUGUCACAUCCUCGUCUCUGGCUCGGGAUCAGGAGACUGGCAAAAGCCGUGGUUUUGGCUUCGUCAACUUUACCACUCACGAGGCUGCUGCGAAGGCUGUUGAUGACCUCAAUGGAAAGGACUUCCAUGGCCAGGACCUCUACGUCGGUCGUGCUCAGAAGAAGCACGAGCGCGAGGAAGAGCUUCGCAAGUCUUACGAGGCUGCUCGUCUCGAGAAGGCAAACAAGUAUCAGGGUGUCAACCUGUACAUCAAGAAUUUGGACGACGAUGUUGACGACGAUAAGCUGCGCCAGAUGUUUUCUGAAUUUGGACCUAUCACUUCUGCUAAGGUCAUGAGGGACCAGCUGUCCGAGGACGACGACGAGGAGAAGGAAGAUAAGGAUGAGAAGGACAAGGAGAACCAAAAGGAGCCCGAGGAGCCCAAGGAGGACGAGGAGUCCGCCGAUAAGAAAUCCGAGAAGAAGUCUGGAGACAGGAAGCUCGGCAAGAGCAAGGGUUUCGGCUUUGUUUGCUUCAGCAACCCUGACGAUGCCACCAAGGCUGUUGCCGAGAUGAACCAGCGCAUGAUCAACGGCAAGCCUCUGUACGUCGCUCUCGCUCAGCGCAAGGAUGUUCGCAAGAGCCAGCUGGAGGCAAGCAUCCAGGCCCGCAAUCAACUACGAAUGCAGCAGGCUGCCGCAGCCGCGGGCAUGCCUCAGCAGUACAUCCAGCCUCCGGUCUUCUAUGCUCCUGGUCAGCAGCCUGGCUUCAUGCCCCCUGGUGGUGGACGUGGCAACAUGGGCUUCCCACAGCCUGCCAUGGGUAUGCCAGGCGUUCAGGGUGGACGUCCCGGCCAGUUCCCCGCUGGUUACGCUGGUCAGCAGGGUGGCCGUGGCAUGGCUCCCCAGCAGAUGCCUCCUAACAUGUACGGCAUCCCCGGCCAGUUCCCGCCAGGCGCUCCCUACGCUCAGCCGAACAACCCCCAGUUUAUUGCUGCGAUGCAGCAAGUCCAGCAACAGGCCGCAGCCCUUGCUGGUGGACGAGGCGUUCAGCCGGGCCGUGGCCCCAUGCAGGGCAUGGCCGGAAUCCCCGGCAUGCAAGGUCCUGCCAUGCCAGGCUACCCCCCGAACAACCGUCAACAGGGCGGCGUGGGUGGAGGCCGUGGCAACGCUGGUGGACGUGGUCCUCAGUUCCCUACUGGCCCACAGGGAGGACGUGGUGCUCAGGGUCAGGCACCAGGUGGUCCUGAUCUGAAUGCCGCCAGCCUUCUUCAGUCACAGCUGGCUGCUGCCGCGCCGCCCCAGCAGAAGCAGAUGCUUGGAGAGGCCAUCUUCCCCAAGAUUCAGGCCAUGCAGCCAGAGUUGGCCGGCAAGAUCACGGGCAUGUUGCUAGAGAUGGAGAACCAGGAGCUCAUCAACCUUAUUGAGGAUGAUACUGCCCUGCGCAACAAGGUUGAUGAAGCCAUGGCUGUCUAUGAUGAAUACGUCAAGCAGCAGGGUGGUGACGAAGACGACAAGAAGGACGAGAAGGCUGAGGAGAAGGCUUAG
This is a messenger RNA of Phaeoacremonium minimum UCRPA7, 2328 nucleotides long. RefSeq names its product putative polyadenylate-binding protein. Lineage: Eukaryota; Fungi; Ascomycota; Sordariomycetes; Togniniales; Togniniaceae. Gene Ontology annotation, molecular function: RNA binding. The transcript has 2 exons. The record is from RefSeq and is a predicted model, not a curated record. Gene Ontology annotation, cellular component: ribonucleoprotein complex. The coding region runs from base 1 to 2328 and encodes 775 amino acids.